Messenger RNA from Zea mays, 1756 nucleotides. RefSeq names its product Ethylene response factor. Gene Ontology annotation, molecular function: DNA-binding transcription factor activity; DNA binding. NCBI's taxonomy places the organism in Eukaryota, Viridiplantae, Streptophyta, Magnoliopsida, Poales, Poaceae. The record is from RefSeq and is marked validated. The transcript has 3 exons. Gene Ontology annotation, biological process: regulation of DNA-templated transcription; ethylene-activated signaling pathway. The coding region runs from base 181 to 1437 and encodes 418 amino acids.
CACUCCCUCGCUCACCAGAGGAACUAGCGGACCAGGCAAAGCCGAGCCGCACCGCAACCGCGAAGAUCUUGCGUGGCCUCCUUUUCCCAGCUCGUCACUGUGCCGCUCGUGCCCUACACUCCCGGUCCGCCCAACCAAUAAUCCAUCCAUCCAUCCAUCCACCACCACCCCGCUGCGGCGAUGUGCGGCGGCGCCAUCCUCUCGGGUUUCAUCCCGCCGUCCGGGGUGGCGGCGGCGGCGGCGGCGGCCAAGAAGCAGCAGCAGCAGCAGCAGCGGUGCCGUGUGACUGCGGACCUGCUAUGGCCGGGGCCCGGCAGUAAGGGAGCUCCCCAGGACAAGGAGGAGGACUUCGAGGCCGACUUCCGCGAGUUCGAGCGCGGCCUCGGCGAGGAUGACGUGGACAGCGCCGGCGAAGGCGGCGACCCCGAGGUCCAGGAGCUUCCUCCGCCGGAGCCGACGAGGUUUGCCUUCGCCACCGCGGCCAAGGCGGCAGUUGAUGGCGUGAUGACUCCUCCUCCAAAGGAUGUCCAAGGAGAUAGAGCAGUAAAAAAGCGCGGCCGGAAGAACCAGUACAGGGGAAUCAGGCAGCGGCCUUGGGGCAAAUGGGCAGCUGAGAUCAGGGACCCUAACAAGGGCGUCCGCGUCUGGCUCGGAACCUACAACACCGCCGAGGAGGCAGCUAGGGCAUACGACGCCGAAGCUCGCAAGAUCCGCGGCAAGAAAGCGAAGGUGAAUUUUCCCGAUGACGCGACAGGCACUCGUCACAGGCCAACGACCGAUGAGAUCUUUAACAACCUGAAGAACGACGACAACAACAACAACGAUGAUCUGUUUGCGAUGUUUGCGUUCGGUGACAAUAAGAAGAAGGUUCCUGCAGCGAAGCCAGCCGCCGCCGAGGGUGGCAGUGGCAGUGGCAGCUUCCUCGUCCCUGCGCCUGCGGUGGCGGUGGUGCCCGGUAAUAAGAGGAGGUCGUCCGCGACCAACACUAUGCUCUCCGUCUCCGACGACCAGCGCAGCAACUCCUACGGCUCCGGCUCCUCCGACUUGGUGGGGUCGUGGUCGUGGGACGACGACGCGGCGGCCGCCGCCAUGACCUCGGACUACACCUCCUCGGUCUUCGCUCCCGAUAACGCCGUGCUGCCGGCGGCGUCUUACACGCAAGGCGGAGCGCCGAAGAGAAUGAGGAGCAGCUACGGCGGCGCGCCGCCCAGCCUCGCACAUGACGCGGCCAUGCCUGGCUUUGGCCUUGAUAAAGUGAGCUACCACCACUACCAGGCGUUGCCUCCUUAUUACGUCGGGAGCAGCAACGCGUCGGUGGGCAACCUCGGUCUUCUGCAGCAGGCUGAUGAUGCUCCAGCUCCACAGGAUGGGGCGAGCGCCGGGGAUAUCUGGAGCCUCGACGAGCUGCUCAUGCUGGCAGCAGCUGGUGCUUAUUGAGAACCGCAAGAAAAAAAAAAUGUGUUGGCGCUGCUAGCUGGAGACGAGACGAGAGGGCGAGAGGCAGUUGCAUCCGCCAUCCGCUAUCGUUUUGUCUCUCCUAUAUCUAGUAUAUAUAUGCUUCUGGCAGUCGAACUCUAUGGCAAUGCGUGUGUAUAGUGUGUUGCUGCCGUCUAUGAUUGGAAGCGAGCUCGAGACUGGUUCAAUAAUUCACCUUUGCCUACCGUCGUACCGCCGGCCUGCUGGACUGUAGUGUGCGUACUGCAUAUAUAUGCCAUAGUUAUGUAUGCACUCCUCCUAUAUAUACUAUAUAUUAUUA